AUGUUAGGUUUCUAUGCCAUUGCCGAAGUAGUGGAAGAUAGCAACAAAAGACCAACUAAAACUAUUUUCUGUUAUUUAACCGAAGGCUUUGGUAAACACCAAGUUAAAUCUUUACAGGCCACUGCUCGCUUAGUCCAAGGUAAUGGUGCCCAAGUCUUUACUUCCUUGGAAGAAGUAGCUAAUUACUUAAAUAGUGAACAAAUAGAAGCAAGAAUUGAAGUACCGAUGAGAAAGUGUAUGAACAAAAAGCAAAAAUUCGACCUCCAACCGCUUCUCACCACUAAAAAAAUUCUCGCAAAAGCUUUAAAGGAGGGAACCGGUAGUGAGUUGGAAGAAAUGGGUGGGGUUCAAGCUUUCGAAAUGGCUUAUGAACUCAGUGAAAAGUACUUAGAAACCAGAAAUUUAACCGUUCAUAGUUAUGAUGCUGAUAUCUUAGCAGAGAGAAAUAACAGAGUUAUGAACUUACAAUUAGAAGAAAAGCAUUGGAAUAUUAUCAAAAAAGCGUUAAAUCUUUGUUAUCGGGAACAAGUGCCUUUAUCAAUAAUUAGUCGGUUACGAGAGGAAUUUACUGAAUCUAACUUACCUUUUGAAGUAGA
This is a messenger RNA of Funneliformis geosporum, 596 nucleotides long. The record is from the annotation of a GenBank genome assembly. NCBI's taxonomy places the organism in Eukaryota, Fungi, Glomeromycota, Glomeromycetes, Glomerales, Glomeraceae.